AUGGUCAAGCGCACCGCAGAAGAGGCCCACAUUGACGAGCCUGUUCGUCAAACCCGCCGCGCUUAUUCUCAGUCCCAGCAAGGAGGCGUUGCUGCUGCCCCUGUUCAUGAACUUAUUGAUGUCGAUGCCUAUACCCGUGACUUUGCCCAUGUCAGCCCCGAGCAAGGAGAAACUGCUUCUGCUCCUGCUUACUCCUAUGUCGAUGGCGAUGACAAUGCCAACGUGUAUUCCCAAGCUCAUGUCAAUACCAGCCCCCAGCAAGGAGAAUUUCUUUCUGCUCCUGCUCCUGAUUUUGCCUACGACGAUGCCAAUGCUUAUUCCGCUGCCUUUGUCAAUUCGAGCUCCCAGCAAGAAGGAUUUGCAUCUGCAUCUGCUCCUGCUCCUGCUUAUGGCAACGUCAGCGCCCAGCAGGAAGAAUUUGCUCCUGCUUCUGGUUAUAACUAUACCGGUGCCGAAGCCAAUGCCCCCGCCUAUGUCAAUCCCAACCCCUUUGACAAUAUCCAUGGCCGUCCCUAUGUCAGUUCCUAUGCCCAUCUUUAUGCCGACCCCAAUGCCAAUGUCAACCCCACUGUCAAUCCCUACAAUCCCUACUUCCCCCAGCCUCUAGCAGAGCCGGCCUCUGCGCAGCAGCUCUCUCCCGUCAUCACUCCAGAACCCACUUAUGACGGGAGCAGCGCUCAGGUGCCUGUCGAACAGACGGCACUGGAUACGGAGGCUGGUGGAAGUAGCCGCAGACGGGGAAGUGUAACGGCAAGAGGGAAAGGAAAAGCUCGCGCUGGAGCCAGUGCGCGGGUGAACCGGGAGUCUCAGGCCAGCAAGAACUCUCAGCAGUUCAGAGCGACGCACCUUCGCGGUGCGACCCGAGCUGCUGCUGCUGCUGCUGCUGCUAUUCCCGCUACCCCUGUUGCUCCAGUUCCUCAUACUCCUCGUACUCCUGCUCCUCAAUUUUUUGGGGCGGAGGGGGAGGGUGGGCCUAGUAACUGGGCAGAGACCGCGGGAAGACCUAUCGGCCUCGAGGAUUAUAUAUUGGAGGAAGACGAAGAUCCCUUCCUCGGGGGCACCAAUGCCAACGGCAGCGUCGUUGCUGGGCCUAGUAAUUGGGCACAGACCGCUGGUAGACAGAUCGGUCUAAAGGAUUAUACGCUGGAUGGAGACGAGGUUCCCUUCAUCGAGGAUGACAUCGUCGAGGACGAUAACGACAGCGUCGGCAAUGUGGAUGAGAACGUCGAGGACAACGUUGACGACAACGUUGAUGAUAACAUCGAUAACCACAUUGACGACGACGAUGUCGACCCGGACGCAAUCAUCCUCGAAGAAGAGAGCGAAGAGGGGGAGGAUGAAGCAGCAAGAAAGAGAAAGAAGAAGAAGAAGGGGAAGGGGAAAGCGAAAGCGGCAGGCAAGAAACGCAAAACGCGCCGCAGGAAGUUCGAGGACGAAGUCGAUCAUUCCAAGAUCAUCCGGGACAGGCAGCAACCGAGCAUCGAUGCGCAUCUAGCAUGGGAAGCAAAGUGCCAGGCAUACGCGGAACAGGGCAAAGAGGUUCCCCAGAAGCUCGCGAAAGAAAAGCCCAAGUCUCGGACGGGAACAUCGUGUGAUCGCUGCGUGAUACUCCGACUUUCCUGCGACCCCGACCCCUUUUGUUGCAAAAAUUGUCAGGAAGUUCGAGGCGGUGCAGCGACGUGCAGAGAAACCAGAAAAAACACGAAUAUAACGGAAAGACGUGGCGAGGUAGAGCUCGUCACAGAGGCGAUGUUGGAUGAGAUCCAUGAGAGGAAUGGAAUUAUAUAUAAUCUGCGCGUACUCAGGAACAGCCUGCUAACUGACAACGGCUUGCUGGAAGUGUGUAUCAAACGACUGUGCGCUCAGCUGAGACGCGCAGGCCUCGAACCCGACUUGGGAAAUUUUAUACAGGCGUACUUUCAUAAUCAACCGGCUCCCAACGUCCACGGCGUACAGAGCAUGCCCGGCAAUGAGCCCGUUUCCGAUCCCGGCAUGGCGGCAGGUCCGAUGCAGGGGCACUACACCGCGCACAAUCAACCCGCGGUUCCUCCAGUGCCCCAGGGACCUCCUCCCCAUGCUCAGGGACAGAACGGUCCUAGACUGAUGCCGCCUGCCGAGAUUGCGGGGCCUUCGCACGUCAACGACCAGACCAUGCCUCAACAGAUGGGUUGUAUGCGAAGGCCUGCCGCCAACGAUCAACUUACUGGCUGGCAGGGAAUGACCACUGGAAACAUGCCUUUCCAGAAUCCUUACCAGGCUGUUCCCAGUCAGGCUCAGGUUGAUCCUCGGCAGGUUGGUUCUUAUCCGGGCAUGCUCACUCCACACGCUCAGCGGGCCCAGAUGUUUAUGCAGCCCCCGACUGCUGCAUACCAAUCGAUGCAGACUAACGUCAACCAGUUCCAGCAGGGCGCGGUGCCUCAGCAGACCAUGCCUCCUCACAAUUCAGGCGUAGGUCUCUCCGGCACUGUCGACCCCAACUGGGACGACAACGCAGCUCAAAACCCUACCGGGGUUACCAAUUGGACGGGCGUCGGUAACCAGCCGAUGGGUCCCGCUGACAGAAUGGGACUUCCAGCUAUGAGUCCGACUGUCGGGACCAUGCCCAAUCCCACCCCGGUUAGGAAUGAGUUCGACGAUCUGUUCGAUGCGGAAAGGGCCCAAGCCCAGGACCCCAGUCCCAUCGGAGAUGCCGACGAUGCAUCUCUACACGAUGAGGGUCAAUUCCAGAACGACGACGAAGGCUAUGAUCCAGCUUCGACGUCUGCAGAGUACCCAGGGACCGGUGAAUAUCCCGAGGGCGGCCCCGCUGACCAAUGCCAGGUUGGCGGGGUGAAUCUGGAAGGCCUGACCAGCAUAACUGGCCUUCCAGAACAGCCUCAGGACCCCGGUUCCUUCGACUCUGUCCAGACCCAGCUGGAUGAAGUUGCUGCGGACAUUGUUCAGUUUCCCCCCGAUGUUGCGUCGCACAUCUUCUCAUCGGACGCCAUGCCCGCGGGUCCCGCGGGCAGUUUGAUCUAUCAUGAAGAGUCGACCCGUGACGAGGGAGCAACCCCUGGUGACGGAUCGAACCUUGAGGAGCUAACUCCGGUGCCGAGAGACAUGUGGGAAGAAGCUGAACAGCUGCGUGACGAACCGGUGGAAGACCAAGCCCGGUUCGAAGCCCGCGCCGCAGUCAAUCAGCCGUCUUCUGGAACGGAGGGUAUAAUCCUGGGCGAAGUUGAGCAGGAGGCAUUCUGGGGGCUGCCAAACAGCUUGGACGACAUCAACCCCUCACUCCUCGUUGCGAAUGCCCUUGACCUCACUGCCCCGGCCCACCACGAAGUAUAUAUGCCAUCGUUCCCCAACGAUGCUAGUGGGCUGGAAGGUCAGGGCGAGGAAGUAGAGGGCCGUCCAAGCGAGGCAGCCCCUGCCUCCGGAGAACGCCAAGAAGAGGAGGAAACCGCGCAGCAGGUGCCUAAUGACGAGGCACCUGAGGGACCCUACGACGAUGCCGACGACGACUCAGACUCGUUGUUCGCGGGCGUAGACGAUAACGGCCCGGACGAGUUGGUCGAAGCUGGGGCAUUUGAGGGUCCCACGAUUGCGCAGGGAGUCGCCGCGGAGGAGAGAGUCGCCGUCGACAGCGACGACGAUACCUACGCCACCGACGACUCCGUCGUUAGUCUUGCUGCUGGGCGCAUACAGAGGAAGAGGCAACGCAGCCCUCCUGGCCACCUCGAUAACGAUACGAGGGACAGGAAGAGGCAGCGUCGCUGAGGCUCUUGCUCGCAGCCUGAGGACGCGACGGAGAGGAAGAGGGUGGCAUAGGUAAGUCGCCGCUGUCAUAUAUGGAUCAUAUGGGUUUCCUUUUUUGGAUCUUUCACGAUGUAUAAUGUUUUCCUGUAUAUAGUUUUCCUUUUCUUUCUCCUGUUUGACGAUCUUUCUUUGUUGCUUGUUUGUGUGUUUCCUGAUACCCUGCACAUAGAAGGCGUUAGAUUUUUUUUUGGAUUGCUUUUCCCUUUUCCUGAUACCCUUGCAUUUGCAUUUCAAUGGCGUUUGGAGACUGUUUGUGUGCUGUUGGAUUGCUGUUGUUUUCUUGACAUCUUUGCGCAUAGAAG
Molecule: messenger RNA, 4097 nt
Organism: Aspergillus melleus
Lineage: Eukaryota; Fungi; Ascomycota; Eurotiomycetes; Eurotiales; Aspergillaceae
Exons: 3
Coding region: 1-3756 (1251 amino acids)
Source: RefSeq, a predicted model, not a curated record